Molecule: messenger RNA, 630 nt
Organism: Mesorhabditis spiculigera
Lineage: Eukaryota; Metazoa; Nematoda; Chromadorea; Rhabditida; Rhabditidae
Source: the annotation of a GenBank genome assembly
AUGCAAUCCCGUCCAAGGGAUGGUCUCGAGCUUGCCGACGCCAUCCUCGACGCGGGCAAGGAUCUCAACACUCACGUGGUGAUCCAUGGAGCCGAGGGACGCGGAUUCAACGCCGGCGUCGACAUCAAGGAGAUGCAGGCGACCGAGGGAUUCGACGCACUGGUCGCCGCCAACCGCGGUUGCGCCGCGGCCUUCGCAGCCGUCUACGACUCGCGCUGUACCCGUCGUCGUGGCCGUCAACGGAUUCUGUCGACCGCGGCGCACUCCGGCGCUGCCACACACCUCUCACGACUGGUGCCGCAACACAUGAUGCGCACGCUCUACUACACCGCACAGAGCGUCGACGCCCACACACUCAAACAGUUCGGCAGCGUCUACGACGUGGUCCCGCGCGAGAAGCUCGACGAGUGCGCUCGCGAGAUCGCCGCAAAGAUCGCCGCGAAGGACACCCGCAUCAUCCGGUGCGCCAAGGAAGCCAUCAACGGCAUCGACCCGGUCGACGUCAAGGGCAGCUACCGCCUCGAGCAGGGCUACACCUUCGAACUCAACCUCCUCGGUGUGUCCGACGAACACCGCGACGAGUUCGUCGCCACCGGCAAGCCGCGCGAGAACGCAACCCAGAAGGAAGGC